UUCGUGAUUGCAACUCAUUAAGUUCCUUAAUAGAUGUGCCAAGAGUACUACUCUUCCCUGUAAAUCAAGAAAUAGAGGUCCAAACAAGAACAAGUUUGUCGGGGUGAGGCAAAGGCCAUCGGGCAAAUGGGUCGCAGAAAUCAAGAACACAACUCAGAAGAUCAGAAUGUGGCUCGGGACAUUCGACACUGCUGAAGAGGCUGCUCAGGCUUAUGAUGAAGCUGCUUACCUUCUUCGUGGUGCAAAUACGCGAACCAAUUUCUUGAAUAACGCCCCCUCCAAUCCAGCCCUUUCCUUGAAAAUCCGGAAUCUCCUUAAUCAAAAGAGGGGCCUAAAUAAAACCACUACUCCUAUUCUUGCUUCCACAAAUACUACUCCUAGAAAAAAUACUAAGCUUGAAACGUGUCCAAAAAAUGUUUCUUGUACCAAAACUCUUUCUCCUAGUAGUUCUCGAUAUAGUACUAGUGUGAGUUCUCAAACUAGUUCUCCAGUUUGUCUGUCCAAUCCAGUCAGUUUUGAGGAUACGUAUAAGCCGGAUUUGAGCUGUUUCACUGGAGGAUAUGAAAUUCAAGAUCAAUGUUCUUCCUUUUUGAUGAAUUUUGACAAGAUUUAUCCAUUUCAACAAGAUGGUUUUGAGGCACAAAAAAGAGUUGGCGAGACGGAGCACUUUCCUGAUUUUGAACGUAUGAAGGUCGAAAGACAGAUUUCAGCUUCGCUUUACGCAAUGAAUGGGAUUAGUGAAUACUGGGAUAACAUCCAUGAUUCAAAUGAUCCUUUGUGGGAUAUUUCCAUGCUGCCAAAUGUACCGUACUCGGAUUAAUUUCUUGUGAUCUGAUCAUGUUUUUGACAGAUUGUAGGACCGGGGAAGUUUGUAUCCCACUACUUUAGUUUCUGCAUCGAAUUAUCAAGAAUCAUUUGGGAAAAAAAAAAAAACACUCGCAUUUUCUAAAGCAUGUGUGCGAAAAUCUUGCU
This is a messenger RNA of Olea europaea var. sylvestris, 972 nucleotides long. RefSeq names its product ethylene-responsive transcription factor RAP2-11-like. Gene Ontology annotation, molecular function: DNA-binding transcription factor activity; DNA binding. The record is from RefSeq and is a predicted model, not a curated record. The transcript is spliced from 2 exons. NCBI's taxonomy places the organism in Eukaryota, Viridiplantae, Streptophyta, Magnoliopsida, Lamiales, Oleaceae. The coding region runs from base 167 to 820 and encodes 217 amino acids. Gene Ontology annotation, biological process: regulation of DNA-templated transcription.